UCCUCCGGUGUUGGUCCCCUGCUGGUGGUGCGGGACGUGGGGCCGCUGAUCAUUCCUUAUGCCCCGUCAGUCGUGAUGUCUGAGCCCACUCCCCCGCACGGCCUCCGUGAGUCCCGAAGGGAAGAGCAGAGGAAGUAAGAAGAGGAAGCAAGGAGAAGAAAAGGGAAGGAGGGAAAGGGAGGGGAAAGGAGGAGGGAGGGGGACCAAAACAAGAGGGGCUAGCUCUGGUCCGGGGGGUAGCUAGCCGGGGCUGCGCGGUCGGAACAUCCAUGGGUGGCUGUGUGGGGAGCCACCACGAUUCUUCAGGCAGCUUAAACGAAAACUCAGACGGCACUGGAGUGGCUCUUGGGCGAAACCAGCCCCUGAAGAGAGAGAGGCCUAAAUGGAAGAGUGACUACCCCAUGACUGAGGGCCAGCUGCGGAGCAAGAGGGAUGAGUUCUGGGACACGGCGCCCGCCUUCGAGGGCCGGAAGGAGAUCUGGGAUGCACUGCGGGCCGCAGCCAGCGCUUUCGAGAGCGGCGACCACAUGCUGGCCCAGGCCAUCCUGGACGGAGCCAGCAUCACCCUGCCCCAUGGGGCCCUGACGGAGUGUUACGACGAGCUGGGGAACCGCUACCAGCUGCCCGUCUGCUGCCUCUGCCCCCCCGUCAACAUGAUCGAGGAGCACUCCGACGAGCCCGAUGGCUCCGAGCCCGACGGCUCCGACCCGGACUCGGGCGCGGCCGACCCGUCGGGCGCGGCCCCGGCCCCGGGAGGGGAGCGCCUCCUCAGACUGCGUCUCUCCACGGGCCGCGACCUGCGGCUGGUGGUGCGCUCGGCCGACACAGUGGGGGCCAUGAAGCGCCGCCUGCAGGCGGCGGAGGGCGUGGCGCCGGCCGCCCAGCGCUGGUUCUUCUCCGGGCGGCCCCUGACGGACCGCCUGCGGCUGGACCAGCUCAACGUGUCCCGGGACUAUGUGGUGCAGGUGAUCAUCAGCCAGCCCCCCGCGCCGGACACGCCCCCGCUCGGACACGGACAGGCGGCGGGGGAGGGGCCGUGCACGGAGCCGGAGGACCACCGCCCCACCGCCAGCCCCGCUGACUAUUAGCCAGGGGGGGGGGACCCGGAGACACGUGUGACUGGACCUGAGAUGGAGCCGGAGGAGAGACGGGGUGCAGGGUGGAGGGGAGGUGGGGGGGAAUCGAAGGGGAAGGAGGGGGGGGGGGGGGUGGGGAUGGAGGAUGGAGGAGAGCUGGGGUAGAGAUGGAGGAGAGGUGGGGUGGUUGAGAUCCUCUAUGAAGCGUGUGUUUCGGCGCACGUUGACCUGCCCUGUCCUGGUUUUACACAAUGGUUUUCUCACUAUUCUUUUCUACGUAUUGUGAGACUGUUCCUGUGGAAACCAAAAAAAAAUAAUCAAAUGGAAUAUGGAUAUAACUCUGAACUUUCGGGGUUGCAGUUCAGAGGCUGUUUUUUUUAUUUUUUA
Messenger RNA from Gadus macrocephalus (Pacific cod), 1463 nucleotides. RefSeq names its product ubiquitin domain containing 2 (gene ubtd2). The record is from RefSeq and is a predicted model, not a curated record. The transcript is spliced from 3 exons. The coding region runs from base 270 to 1088 and encodes 272 amino acids. Gene Ontology annotation, molecular function: protein binding. NCBI's taxonomy places the organism in Eukaryota, Metazoa, Chordata, Actinopteri, Gadiformes, Gadidae.